Cololabis saira (Pacific saury) is the source of this 4767-nucleotide messenger RNA. Its product is annotated as nuclear factor of activated T-cells, cytoplasmic 1-like. Gene Ontology annotation, biological process: calcineurin-NFAT signaling cascade; cytokine production; regulation of transcription by RNA polymerase II. Gene Ontology annotation, molecular function: transcription factor binding; RNA polymerase II cis-regulatory region sequence-specific DNA binding; DNA-binding transcription factor activity, RNA polymerase II-specific. The transcript is spliced from 10 exons. Bases 258 to 2936 code for a protein of 892 amino acids. The record is from RefSeq and is a predicted model, not a curated record. Gene Ontology annotation, cellular component: transcription regulator complex. Lineage: Eukaryota; Metazoa; Chordata; Actinopteri; Beloniformes; Belonidae.
AUAAUGGGCGGCGCGCAUGCACAGCAGAGGUCGGAGGGUAUUUUCCAGCUUUAAAAGCCCCGGAGCCGGCCCCUCUGACAAACCGUGUGGCGUCAUCGACCUGCCGAGACUUCCCCGCAGCUCCAGCACCGAGCCCCAGCCAGCCUCAGCCAGCCCAGCAAUCCCUCCGUCUCCGUCCGCCCCUGCUCCGCUCUCUCCCGGCUUCACAGCUCCGGAGCAGCCGGUCAGGAGCGGGGACUCCACUGUAACUCACCGACAUGAAGUCUGCAGAAGAAGAUGCAUACAACUACACACCAAACGUCAGUUUGGGCCUUCCCAUGGGUGUGGGGAACACCUGUCUGGCCACGCAGUACCAUACCUUGCAGUCCAGCCCCAUCAUCUCCGUUACUUCCUGCCACCAGACAGGCUACGGCCUGCAAAAUGACAACCAUGCGGCGCCGGGCUAUUACCUGCCUCACGGCCUGAGACCCAACGGGGCUCCGGCCCUGGAGAGCCCUCGUAUCGAGAUCACUGCCUACAGCCAGUACCCAGAGGACGAGGUAGAAGAGAGCAGCGGCGAGGAGCACAUCAUCAAACGAGGCGUCAACUCCAUCGUCACGCUGACGCUGCCCAAUGCUGACGGCUACCGUGACCCCACGUGCCUCAGCCCCGCGAGCAGCAUUUCCUCGCGCAGCUGUAACUCUGAGGCCUCGUCGUACGAGUCCGGCUUCUACAACUAUGACAACUCUCUACAGAACUCCCCCUGGCAGUCUCCCUGCGUCUCUCCAAGAGGAUCGUCCUCGCUUCUGUCGUGUCCACAUGCCCUCGGCCCCACGGGCUCCCCUCACCAUUCUCCAUCGACCUCUCCUCAGAUUGCAGCCGUGGCGGAGGAAGGCUGGCCAGCACAGCUUCACGGCUCCAGACCUAACUCCCCCUCCUGCAGUGGGGUCGGUGGAGGCAACAGCGUCGGCAUGGGGAAGAGAAAGUACAGCUUCAGCGGCUCGGGCUACCGUCAGACGUCCUCUUCCCCCAACCAGUCCCCCACCGCCUCCUCACACGGUUCCCCUCGUGUCAGCGUCACAGAUGACAGCUGGCUCGCCAACACCAACCAGUACACCAACAACGCCAUCGUGGCCGCCAUAAAUGCCCUCACCACGGAUGGAGUGGUGGACAUGGGCGAGGGAAUCCCAAUCAAGACGCGGAAGACCAUGAUGGACAUCUCGCCCUCCAUGAGCCUGAAGGUGGAACCCGGCGGUGAGGAUUUGGGACCUGAUGGCGAGCUCUGCCACGAGGACUACCCGUCUCGCCUGGCCCUCAAGAAGGAGAACUAUUGUGGAGGGUUCCUGGAUGUGCCCCAGCAUCCGUACUCCUGGCCCAAACCCAAGCCUUACCUCAGCCCGUCUCUGCCAGCGCUUGACUGGCAGCUGCCGUCCUGCUCCGGCCCGUACAACCUCCAGAUCGAGGUGCAGCCCAAGUCCCACCACAGGGCCCACUACGAGACGGAGGGCAGCCGCGGGGCCGUGAAGGCGCUGUCCGGAGGACACCCCGUGGUACAGCUUUAUGGCUACAUGGAGAGCGAGCCGCUCACCCUGCAGCUGUUCAUCGGGACCGCAGACGACCGCCUCCUGCGACCACAUGCCUUCUACCAGGUCCACCGCAUCACCGGCAAAACCGUCUCCACCGCCAGCCAUGAAGUUAUGCAAUCCAACACCAAAAUCCUGGAGAUUCCUCUGCUGCCUGAGAACAACAUGAGAGCUAUAAUCGACUGCGCAGGAAUCCUGAAGCUGCGCAAUUCCGACAUCGAGCUGCGCAAAGGGGAGACGGACAUCGGUCGUAAGAACACGCGCGUGAGGCUGGUGUUUCGCGUGCACAUCAACCAGCCCAACGGCAGGACGGUGUCCCUGCAGGCCUCCUCCAACCCCAUCGAAUGCUCCCAGCGCUCGGCUCAAGAGCUGCCGUUGGUGGAGAAGCAGGGUUUGGAUAGUUAUCCCGCCACCGGAGGCAAAAUGAUGCUCCUCAGCGGCCUCAACUUCCUCCCCGAGUCCAAGGUGGUGUUCGUGGAGAAGGCACAGGAUGGGCAUCACCUGUGGGAGACGGAAGCCAAAGUCGACAAGGACUCCAUCAAAUCUAGUACCAUCGUUGUGGAGAUCCCGCCAUACAGGAACCAGAGAAUAUCCAACCCGGUGCAGGUGAACUUCUACGUCUGCAAUGGCAAAAGGAAGAGGAGCCAGUACCAGCGCUUCACCUACCUGCCUCCCAACGCGCCGAUAAUAAAGACAGAACCCAAUGAUGAGUAUGAUUCUCUGGGGAGCGUUGGGCUGUCAAUGCACUCAAAGCCCUACUACGGCCAGCCCCGGCUCACUUCCAUCAUGCCUGUGGCCGACCCCGACGCCUGCCUGGUGGGUGGCUACCCGCCCUGCCCGCCUCACCACGCCGUCACCGUGCCGCCGUCACCCCCCAGCUCCAGCCCCACCCUGCAUGACCUGUCUCCCGUGGCGUACGGCAAAUGCCUCCCCAGUAGCCCCACCCACGCGGCGCCCCCCAUCCCGGAGACGCUGUCCGGCUGUCCCAACCUCGCCCACCCGACCUCCCCGGACCACGGCUCUCCCCUCGGGAUGCUGCACUCCCAGGGAAGCCCCAACCACCUCAACAGCCCCGGGCCCCACGGCUACCAUCCCGUGUACCCGAACAGCAGCCCCUCGUCCUCCCCCGUGUCCCACCCUUCCACCCCCGGCGGGCCGGCAGACGCCCCGUUUGGUCAGGCCUUCAGCCCCGCUCAGGCACAAGCAGCAGGAGGGGGGAGCCCACCCAGCCUGCUCCCCGAGGACGACAGUCCCCCGUCAGGGGCCAUCACUGUCAAGCAGGAGCCCCAGGAGCUGGACCAGGUGUACCUAGAUGAUGUGAACGAGAUCAUCAGGAACGACCUCUCCAGCAUUUCCGUGCACAGCCACGCGUAGAAUCUCCGGACGUCUCCCGCUGCAGCGCUCAUCUCUCCAAACCGCAGCAUCCACCGACGGCGGUCACGAAGACGCUAGAGAUCCAGUUUAUGAAGAAAAACCACGCUUUGACCAGGAUCUCCCCCACCUGACCCGCCGCUGCCAUCCGCUCCUCUUCGUUCAAAGACUUGCUCCGGACUCUCACUGACAAUAACUGGCAAGCUCCGUUUGAAUAAACAGAUGAAUGUUUUAAGAAGUUUGAGAAAAACAUAAAAACAACAAAAAAAAAAAAAAAAAGGAAAAGGGGGAAGUGAUAUCAGGGGCAAAGUAUGUGACAACACUUGCCUUAAUUCACAGCAGAUGUUCUCUCGUGGACCAAGCAGCUCAAAAAAGACUGAUUUACUCUUCUAGUCUUCUACAAAUGACAAUCUUCGCUUCCAGCGCCAUCCUUAUAUCCAUGCAUGGACGAGCUAACGGGACAGUAAGUGUCGAGCUUCAUCGCUUUGCUUCAUUUUUUUGCAGCAGUUGGUCGGCGACAGCGAAAAACCGGUGCCUUACAGCCACGACAGCAAAACAAACGUCACACGUGCAAAACGGUCCCUCGAGACCCUGAAAGCAAGACGUUUUUAUAAGACAUUUUUCUAUCAUUUCAAUGCUUUGUUUACAGGGAAACAGGAUAAAAGGCUGGAAAAUAUAUAGGGAAUGUGUGAAUACAUGAUAAUUGUAUUUUUACUUGCUUCCUUUUUAUUGUUAUUAUCUCGGUUCAUUUAUGCUGAAGUUAUGCUAUGUAUGAUAUUCUUUUGUAUAAACAUGUCUCUGAAACUGUGUAUGCCUUAUGCUUAUAUCGUGACGCUUUUUCCACCUUAUUUUGCCGAUUCUGCCUUUUGUUUUUUUCCUCGAUAUGAUUUCAAGCCUGCAUAUUUCUUUUCACCUUGGUGCCUAUUUUUUUUAAUCACCUCUUCACAGUCUUCCAGUCCUCCACCCAGACCAGACCACCAUAAAGCAGAGACAAUCAGAGAAAGAGAAGCACAUAUCAACACGACAAUAGUUCCUAGCUUUCAGGGACUAAUAAAGACAGGUGUCCGGAGUCUUUCUUUCACCCCAGCAAUGACAUAGAUGGACAACGGCAUGCUUACCUGCUUCCUGUAAAUGACCAAUACUCCUGGAUAAUGUACAUCUGUUACUUCUUGCACUGCAGGGUUGCAUGUAAAUAGGCACGGGCUCCGUUUUUCUCGUUAUCUGGGCGACUACAGCGAGGAACUGGACUGUUACCUACGGCUGGCAAUAAUUGAUCAGCGCUAAACCAAAGGAUUUUAUCUUUGGUGAAAUUAUUGUCCAAGUUUCCUUUUUCUGCUGGAGACGUUAGCAUUGAGCAGUUUUCCCCCGGGGCGUAAAACAUGAGGCACUUUACAGCAGAAACAGAGCAGACUCUCUCGCCUUCAGACCAAAUAUCGCAAAGGGAUUUCCACGUGUCACAAGCGUACAUCCACUCGUCCUUGACAAAAGCUGCCAAAUUUUUAUUUUUUUUUUCAUGUUAGCUGUCUUUUGGAGCAUGCAUAUCAUACUGUACUAACGUUGGUGAGCAUUUAGCUGAUAGUCGCUUCCAGAGUAUCUUCCUAAUGCAUUUUUGAGAAUAUUCUAUAAUCGCAUGACUGAAUGGUAUAAAUAAAGUUUCUUGUGCCUUAUUCUCCUUUUUGGCUUCACAAUCGUUGCAACUGCGUAAUGCUUUUGUGUGUAGGCACAAGGUGAAUCAUAUUUCUCUUUAAUAUGAAAUAUUUAUGAAAAAUGAAAUAUGUUUUAAGUGCAUUUAAUUAUUGUGUUCUCAAAAAUGAAAUAAUAAAUGGCAUAAUGG